Tripterygium wilfordii is the source of this 1260-nucleotide messenger RNA. RefSeq names its product putative clathrin assembly protein At1g25240. The transcript has a single exon. Gene Ontology annotation, cellular component: clathrin-coated pit; clathrin-coated vesicle. Gene Ontology annotation, molecular function: 1-phosphatidylinositol binding; SNARE binding; clathrin heavy chain binding. NCBI's taxonomy places the organism in Eukaryota, Viridiplantae, Streptophyta, Magnoliopsida, Celastrales, Celastraceae. Gene Ontology annotation, biological process: clathrin-dependent endocytosis; clathrin coat assembly; vesicle budding from membrane. The coding region runs from base 64 to 1260 and encodes 398 amino acids. The record is from RefSeq and is a predicted model, not a curated record.
GGAGGAGAAGAGAGAGGUUAGGAUUGACCAAAAAAACCAUGCAAAGAGCGUUAGAAUAGGGAUAUGCUAAUAGUAAUAAGUCCCCCUUUAAGGAAAAGAAAAUUGGAGGAAAUGAAGUUGUGGCAGAGAGCCACCGGGGCUCUCAAGGACAGAAACAGCAUUUUGGUGUCAUCUCUUGCCCGGCGGACCUCCGCCAGUAAUCCUGAUCUUGAGAAGGCCAUCAUCAAGGCAACCAGCCAUGACGACGGCGGCAUUGAUUAUAGGAAUGUCAACCGAGUAUUCGCCUGGGUUCAAGCCUCCCCCAUCACCCUCAAGCCUCUUAUAUACGCUAUCUCGAUGCGAAUGGACAAGACUCAUAGCUGGUUUGUAGCUCUCAAGGGGUUAAUGUUGAUGCAUGGCGUCUUCUCCUGCAAGACACCAGCGGUACAGAGGAUCGGACGCCUCCCAUUCGAUCUAUCGAAUUUUCAGGACUGUCAUUCUAAUCCUAACAAAAUAUGGGGGUUCGAGGCAUUCGUUCGAGCAUAUUAUGCUUUUCUCGAUCAGCGAUCCGUUGUGUUCUACGACAAAACGUGGAAACCCCUGAUGCAGGAGCUCGAGAGGUUGCAGAAAUGGCAAUCAUUGAUCGAUUUGCUGAUGAAAAUCAAGCCACAGUGGAGGAACAUGAGGGUGAUUCUAAUUCUCCAAGCUAUGGAUUGCGUGAUGAUCGAAUUAUGCGAAACAUAUAGAAGAAUAUGCAAUGGAAUUGCAAGAGUUCUAUUGAAUAUAUAUUCAGCUAAUAAAACUGAAGCUGCUCUGGCUCUUAAGGUUCUGCAGAAAGCAACAACACAGGGUAAACAACUCUCUGUUUAUUUCAAGCUCUGUCGACAAUUUGGCGUUGUUAAUGCGACAAACUCUCCGAAAGUGAAGCCAAUCCCAAAAGAAGACAUAGUGGAGCUUGAGAGAAUAAUCAACGGAGUAUCAGAGAAGGAAAGAAUUGGCAUGGAAGCAGAGGAUGAUUAUAGUAAAGCCAUAAUGGUGAGACGAGACAAGGAAUUAACAACAAGUGAUGGCCUGGAAACAAUAAUAACUGACAAAUGGGAGGUUUUUGAUGAGGAUUUCAAGGUAAAUGAAGGAUUGAUGACUGGGUUUUAUGAGAGAAAGAUCACAAACAACCCUUUUGAAACCUCUCCUAAUAACAAUAAUCUACUACCUCUUGUUCCCAUUAAUGUUGUUAAUGCUCCUGCUUGUAAACAAGAACUUCCAGAUUUAAUUAGCUUCUAA